AUGGCUAAAGACAAGGAACGAUCUGUCAACCCUGCACAACAGCAGCGCAAGCUGGAAAAGGCGAAACAGCUGAAAAAGAGCCGGGCAGAGCUACAAGCAAGGCGCAAUGAAAAAUUAGCCCGCCGAAAUCCCGAGCGCAUCCAGCGCCAAAUCGAUGACCUGAAGGCCCUCGAAGCGACGGGAGAUAUCAAACCUCGAGAGCGAGCCAUUCUAGAAGAUUUGGAAAGAGACCUACGUGCUGUCAAAAAGGCAAGAGAGGCUCUGGGCGACAAAGCACCAACCUUUGGAGGGCAACCACGCCGGAGGGAUGGGGAGGGCAAGAGCACUGUCUUGGGCAAGAGAAGGCAUGAUGGCGAGCGUAAACACUACCAACAUAGACAAGAGCCGUCAGGAAGUGACACAGAUGAAUCCGUCCGUCGCAUUCCCAUGCCAGAAGACACGCCGCCACCCAUCCCACGAGAGUUCAGGCGCUAUUUCCCGCGCAAGGAAGACGGUGAUAAUACUCAACAACCGACUGCCUCAAACAGACAACUACCUGUCAAAUCUGUUGCCGCGCCCAUAGAAGUGAAAACCACAUACGAAAGCGCCCCACAGAUCCGUGAUCUCCGCAAAGAAGCCGUCAACCGAUUCGUCCCAGACGUUGUACGCAAGAAACAAGAGAUUGCAAAGGGUGGGCCUACAGGUCGCUUGAUCGAGCCGGAAGAGAUGGAUCGAUUAGAAGCGGAGGGCUAUCUAGCCAGGACAAAUGAUGGCAGAACACAGACUGCCACAACUGCGACGACAGCGACAACGACAACCACUGGUGAAAUGAAUGAAGAUGAGAACGCGAGGAGGCUUGCCGAGGAGGAAGAGCGUUUUCUUCGUGAGGUGGCGAUGCAGGACCAAGAGGCCGACAGAGACGAGGCCGAGAGGGCCCCCGAGGCUACACAUGAAGAGAGACGUCCCAGAGAAACCCUGGAGUCACAGCGCAUACCACGUAGAUGCGUUGAGAUCGAAGAAGUCGAAGACGAGGAUGGGUGA
Cladophialophora psammophila CBS 110553 is the source of this 1020-nucleotide messenger RNA. RefSeq lists its product as uncharacterized. Gene Ontology annotation, biological process: RNA processing. The transcript has a single exon. The record is from RefSeq and is a predicted model, not a curated record. Lineage: Eukaryota; Fungi; Ascomycota; Eurotiomycetes; Chaetothyriales; Herpotrichiellaceae. Bases 1 to 1020 code for a protein of 339 amino acids.